AAAGUAAGUGGAGCUGCCUCAGCUUCUCAGAGCUCGUCUCGAGACGAGUAUUGAAUUGUUUGUGGUAUCACAGUUGCUGCAUAUGGUCAUUUCAGAGACAGUUUAGGCCACGGGCAUUUCCAUAAGAACUACUGACUACAGUCAGAAAUUCCAUAAUGUCAUCAUUUAGUGUCCUUGCUUCAUUGCCGGAGGAUCAUUUCCAGUGUUCGAUCUGUCUGAAUGUCUUCAGCGACCCGGUUACCACACCUUGUGGUCACAACUUCUGCAAGACCUGCCUCAGUGAGCACUGGGACAAAAGUUAUUUAUGCCACUGCCCAGUGUGUAAUAAAAGAUUCCACGUGAGGCCUGAGAUCUCCACAAACGUGGUCAUCGAGGAGAUUUCAGUCCAAAUAAAGAAGAGGAAAGCUGAGACAUCUGAAAGUGCGGAUGCACCGUGGCAGGUGACGUGCGACGUGUGCGCAGGAAUAAAGUUCAAGGCCCUGAAGUCCUGCCUAGUGUGUCUGACGUCGUACUGUGAGGCUCACCUGGAGCCUCACCAGAGAGUUCCCUCCCUGAUGAGACACAGGUUGAUUGACCCGAUGGAGAACCUGGAGGAGAGGAUCUGUGAGAAGCACCAGCGGCUCCUGGAGUUUUUCUGCAGGGAUGAACAGGUGUGCAUCUGUCUGCUGUGCAGUGAGACAGACCACAGAGACCACAAAACUGUGCCUGUGGAAGAAGAAGGGGCUCGACAGAAAGAAAAUAUUGAGUCCAAGGAAGCCGGGAUCAAAGUGAUGAUUGAAGAUAGAAUGGAAAAGAUAAAGGAAUUUACACAUUCUUCUGAAAUGAGCAGAGAAAAAGCCAAUAAAGAGGUUGAUGACUGUGAUACGCUCUUCAAUGCUCUAAUGAUGCGUGUACAAGAGGCACACACUAAACUAAAAAGGAAUAUUGAGGAGAAGCUCAGAAAGUCACAAGACAAAGACAAAGCCAUGAUCGAAGAGCUGCAGGAGGAAAUUUUCCAACUGCAGAGGAAGCGCUCUGAGCUGGAGGAGCUUUCACAAAGUGAUGACCACCUUCACCUCCUGCAGACUUUGCAGGCCCUGAGCACCAUAUCAGUCACCAAGAACUGGUCUGAGAUCAGGGUUUACUCAGACCUCUGCGUGCAGACAGUGAGGAGAGCCAUGACUCAUCUUGUACACACUUUUCAAGCAGACCUGAAAACUCUGACAGAAACCGAACUGACCAAGAUGAGACAAUAUAAAGAGUCGGUCACCUUUGACCCAGCCACCGCUGGUUGCUUCCUUGUGGUGUGUGAAUUUGGAAAAAGUUUGAAGUACUCCAGAAUUGCAAGCCCCUCAUCGUCUGAUGACUCCGAGAGGUUCGACUGUCCCAUGAUCUUAGGAACAAAGGGCUUCACCUCUGGGCGCCACUACUGGGAAGUCCAAGUGGGCCUGAGAGCUGACUGGGACGUCGGUGUUGCCAAGGAAACAGUAAACAGGACGGGGAAGAUCAAUCUGAAAAAAGAAAAUGGCGUCUUUGCCAUAGGAAAGAGAGGUUUUGAUUACCAAGUUAAUUGUACAAAAUACACGGUCCUUCACCUGUGUCCCAGGCCAAGAAACAUAGGAGUGUAUGUUGACUAUAAUGAAGGAAGAGUGUCUUUCUAUGAUGUGGAUAGAGAGUUGCACAUUUACUCUUUCACAGGAGAGUAUUUCGCAAAGAAACUGUUCCCCUACUUCUAUCUGUGCAGCAAGGGAAAGAAAUCUGAGCCUUUGGUUAUUACCUCUGUGGAUAGCGAAUACUGGAGGAUCAAUGGGGCCUCUCAGUGCCCCCUCUGCAAGGCCAUUUUCCCCACCAGGCCACAGCUCAAAACAGAACAAACACUACAUGCUGGUGCCCCGACUGAGGAAGCAACUGUGCCUUUAAAAGCUGGAGAGGUUCCCUGUGAUUUCUGCCCAGCAAAGCAUAGAGCAGUCAAAUCCUGCCUGGAGUGCAUGGCCUCAUAUUGUGCCACUCAUCUGGAGCCACAUUACCAGAAUGAAGAUCUUGGGCGCCAUCUUCUGAUCAGUGUGGUGAAGAACCUGGAGGACUCUGUUUGUAGACUGCACGGAAAGCAGUUAAACAGGUUCUGUAGGAGUGAUCAAACGUGCAUUUGUGCCAUGUGUGCCCAGACGGAGCACAGGGGCCAUCACAUUAUUUCUAUAAACAAGGAAGCUGCAAAGAAGAAGGUCAAACUAAAAAGGAGAAAGACGAAACUUCAGCAAGCCAUUCAAGAGAGACUGAGUAAAGUUGAGAAAAUCAAGAUCUCUGCAGACCUCAAUGGAGAAAAUCCAAAGGAGGCUUGGGCACAAAAUAAAGAGCUCACCCAACAACUGGAAGAAGAAAUCUCAGAGUUGCAGAGAAGAAACUCUGAGUUGGAGCAGUUCACGCAGACUGAAGACAACCUCCACUUCCUACAGAGCUCUGCAGCUGCUGAUAUGGCCUCCACUCAAGCAUCACCCAGCGAGACAUCCUCACUGAAGAAGCAUCUAACAUGCUCCAUCUGCAUUGAUUCAUUUGUAGAUCCUGUCACUACAGAUUGUGGCCACUCGUUUUGUAAGAAAUGUUUGAACUUCAACUUUCUGUACAAUGACAGGAUGUGCCCUCUAUGCAAGCAACUUCAGAGCAAAACCCCAGGGGUGAAUAUUGUCCUGAGAAAUAUUAUCGAGCAGAUGACAAACAAAGACGAUGAUGAGUUCACUGGGGCGCCCGGCGAAGUGGCCUGCGACGUGUGCACAGAGCGAAAGCUUAAGGCUAAGAAGUCCUGCCUUGUGUGUCUUUCCUCAUAUUGUUUUACCCACCUGGAGAAUCAUUCUUCAACUGAAAGGCUGAAGGGCCACAAGUUGGUGGAACCUGUGAAGAACUUAGAUGAGAGGGCCUGUCUGCAGCAUGGACGUCCCUUGGAACUGUACAGCAGGAAGAAGGAGAAAUGCAUUUGUGUACGCUGCAUGGAUGAAGGUCCGGAGGAGGUUGUUUCUACUGAAGAUGAAUGGGACAAGAAGAAGGCUAAGCUUGAAAAGAUCAAGACAGAGUUACAACAGAAGAUUCAGGAGAGAAAAACACGAAUGAAUGAGAUUGAUACAUCUCUUAACAAGUGCAAGGACGAGAUGGCUGAUGAGUGGUGGGAAAUUGAGGGUGUGUUCACAGCUGUGAUUGCCAUUGUGGAGAGAGCCCAGGUAGCAGCCCUACAGCCACUAAAGGACAGGAGAGAGGUUGUGGAGAAAAAUGCAAAAGUCCUCAGGGAAGAGUUGGAAGCAGAGAUCAACAGGCUUGAGAAGACCAUCUCUGAUUUGGAUGAUAUAUCUGCACUUGAGGAUCACAUCCUUUUCUUGCAAAGUUACCCAUCUCUUCAAGACCUGGACAACAUCAAAGACUGGACAGAGGUAGAGUUUGACACGUCACUGUCUUUUGGCACAAUGAGAAAAACCACAGCAGCCCUGUUGGAACAAAUUCAACAGGAACUGGAGAAUCUGACCUCCAUCGAACUUCAGAGAGUUCCGAAGUUUACAGUGGAUGUAAAGCUGGAUUCAACCACAGCCCACCAACGCCUUGUUCUUUCUGAUGACGGGAAGGAAGUGAGAGAUGGAGGCAAGGACAAGGAAGUAGACGAUACUUCUGAGAGGUUUGAUCUGUUUGCCAGCAUCUUGGGGAUCAACAGGUUGACCUCUGGGAGGUCAUACUGGGAGGUGGAGGUCAGCAAGAAGACAGGGUGGGACCUGGGUGUCGCAAGAGGUGAUGCAAACCGCAAAGGAAAACUCUUGCUGAACCCAGAUAAUGGUUACUGGGUUACUGUGCAAUAUGAAGAUGAAAAAUACGCUGCCAUGACAGCACCACCAGUUCGUCUUUCCCUGAAAGAGAAACCACAAAUGGUGGGAGUGUUUGUGGAUUACGAGGAACAACUUGUGUCCUUCUACGAUGUGAAGGCUCAAUCUCACAUCUACUCGUUUACUGAGUGUUCGUUCAAUGGUUCAAAGAUCUUCCCGUAUUUCAGUCCACAUGCAAAACAAGAUGAAAAAAACAAGGAUCCUUUGAUUAUUGUUAAUCACUGUGAGCAGGAAAUUGAAAUGUCAUAAAGAAUUUGCAUUCCAGUUUUGCUAGAUUAGAAUGCGGAGAGGGAAUUUCUGGUGAAUCUUGCCCAUUGAGGCUGAAUUGGCUUGAAAAAACAGCAAAGUUCUGGAGAAUUUGGAGAAUUAGAACUAGUAAAAUUAUUUAGAAAAGUCUGGGUGCAACUACAAAUGAUGAUGCAACAAGGUGUGCCUAUAUAUGAUAACACCAAGCCUUGUUGCCCUGAAGAAACAAUGCUACAUGAUGUAACAAUACUACAUGUAGGGACGCUACCAGUUUAACUACAUUUCCCAAUGACGUUGGCCCAAAAUAAUGCAACAUUUUCAGCAGCAAUAUUUUUUCCAGCAUGUUUUCACUCCCAAAUUGUCAAAUAUGGCAGCUUAGUCAGCCCUACAAUUUAAACUGUAACGCUGUAGGUGCCCCCUCUAGAGUAAUGUUUUGAUGUGCAGUCAAGUCAGGUGACAUAGUUUAAAGAGCAACAAAAGUCUGCACUGGGAGGAGGUCUGGGUGGUCGGAUGGGUCAAACAUAGGACUUACACCAAGGAGCUGUUUGUUUUCUGGGUGAAACCAAAAAUAGUUUUUUACUUACGUUACCUAAGUUGCUUUCUUAUUUAACUGAAGCCAUGAUCUUUUCAUAAACCUAACUAAGUCGUUUUUGUGCCUCAACCUAACCAAACUGUGACUGUUGCACAACGUUAACCACAUUUUUAUUACUGUUACUAUGACGACUAAGGCCAGCUGAGUAUGAUGACCAAAGUCACUGGACUUUCCUGUACGUCCAAAACUCAUACAAUGUGGAAUGUGUUUCUGCAAGCUUUAUUUUUUAAGUCUAAGUGGAUGUUGCAUAUUUCUCAUUCCUAACUUGAAGUGCAGAUCAAAGGGGUAUGCUGACCGCCAUAGUUUUGACCGUAGGCCCACUGACCAGGCUGCUGUAUUUGAUGAGCUGGGAGGGAGAAUAUGUAGAUUUUUUCCACUAAGUAACUAGUUAGUGCAACCAAAGGUGGUGGUGUAAGCAAUAAAAUAAUGCAUGCCUUAAUUAAUUAUGUUACUUAACUGUAUAUGUUUCUUGUGGAAUAAUGUCAUUGCAUUUAAGGUACACUGUGAAGUUUCUGACCACUAGUUGCACCAUGGGGAAAUAUUUUUAUAAACAAGUGCAAGAGCACUUUGGUGAGGAGUUAAAGUUAAUGGCUUCACACCAUUCCACUGAUCCACUGAUCCUAUUGAUGGUAGUAGCGAUGCACCAGCAAAGACAGGAAAGAUGAACGCUGCUAGCAUUCAUUGAUGUAAACAAUCCAGAUUUUUAAAUGUUAAAAAAAAUCAGCUUGCAAAUGUUUUAGGCGGAAGAAAAUGCAUUAAACGUGUGAAGGCCUCAAGGAUACACACAAUAUGUUUUGGUGAGUAACACUAUGUAAACAAGUGAAAAGUAAGUAAGUAAAAAAAAAACUUUGCAGGGCACGUUUAAGCUAUUUUUUCUGAGUAGCUUGUAGUGUCCGUUUCUUUUGAGAAUGAAAGAGUAACUGUGUCAGUUUAACUCAUGGUUUUGUCAUUAGUGAGAGCUAGCUAGUAUGGUAGCACAAAGCAAAGUUCUCAUGUUGAUACCUCCAGUUCAAUAUACUUGAUGCACUGAAUUAGACAUGAGGUUAAAAUGUAGAGACCUGCAGGAAGUUAAUGUCUAUUUUCUAUGGUCAUGGUAAAAACUGAAACUAUGCUGUAACGUGGUUGGACAUUUAUGGGUUUUUAUAGUUAGGCUAGACUUUAAUACAUGACCAAAUGCCCUAUUAGAACUAUACUAGACUUAGACUUAAUUACAAACAAUGUAUAAGCAACCAGUGUGAAAUAUUGACCUAUAGGUGAAGGUGAAGGUGAUGGGGGAAAAUGAAUUUAUUCUAGUGGAUGAAAUGUCAAGUAUGUGCAAUCUAUAUACAAUAUAUUGUCAUCAUUUAAAAACGGUCCUGUAAUUAUUUUCUAAAUAAAAAUCAAAUGUUUCAGAUCA
Messenger RNA from Dicentrarchus labrax (European seabass), 6070 nucleotides. RefSeq lists its product as uncharacterized. NCBI's taxonomy places the organism in Eukaryota, Metazoa, Chordata, Actinopteri, Moronidae. The transcript has 17 exons. Gene Ontology annotation, molecular function: zinc ion binding; protein binding. The coding region runs from base 156 to 4085 and encodes 1309 amino acids. The record is from RefSeq and is a predicted model, not a curated record.